CGUUUCGUAUCUACUUGUUGAUGUUGUUAGUCAGCUUGAAAUCCAAAUUGAACAGUCACCAAUCAGUACUCGUCAACGAGAAAGAUUAGAGUUAUUUCGUUUGUACUUUGGACUUACUAACAAUUAGUGUAUAGUGACAUAAUACACAAGAGCAACAAGUUGAGUCCAAAAUCAAGACAGUAAUAAAAUGUCGGAAAAUGUCAGCCCAAUUAAGUAUUUCCUGUCUGGAGGAUUUGGUGGCAUCUGCACGGUUCUGGCUGGUCAUCCUCUGGACACGAUAAAAGUCCGUUUGCAAACGAUGCCAUUGCCUACCCAAGGCCAAGCUCCGCUGUACGCUGGAACGUUGGACUGCGCUAGAAAAACAAUACAACGCGAAGGGUUUCUAGGCUUGUACAAGGGCAUGUCCGCGCCUAUUGCCGGAGUUGCACCUAUUUUUGCAAUGAGUUUCUUCGGUUUCGGACUAGGCAAACGUUUGCAGCAGAAAACUCCGGAUGAAGAAUUGAGUAAUUUGAGACUUUUUGCAGCCGGAGCUUUUUCCGGGAUUUUCACUACGACAGUGAUGGCACCAGGAGAACGUAUUAAGUGCCUUCUACAAAUUCAGCAGGGUGGAAAUACGCCACAGAAAUACAACGGAAUGGUGGACUGUGCGAAACAACUGUAUGCAGAAGGUGGAAUACGCAGCAUUUAUAAAGGAUCAUUUGCAACUUUACUCAGGGACGUUCCUGCUUCGGGAAUGUAUUUCUUGACUUACGAAUAUGUGAAAAAAGCAUUAGCCCCAAAGGAAAACGAGAAAAGGGAUGCCGCCGUUGGCCUUCUUGGAACCAUAUUUGCAGGUGGAAUGGCGGGUAUUGCAAAUUGGGCUAUCGGAAUGCCAGCUGAUGUCCUCAAGUCACGAUUGCAGACAGCUCCUGAAGGUACCUACAAAAAUGGCAUCAGAGAUGUAUUUAGAGAACUAAUGAAAAACGAAGGGCCAUUGGCAUUGUAUAAAGGCGUAACGCCUGUAAUGCUUCGAGCAUUCCCUGCCAAUGCAGCUUGCUUCAUAGGUUUUGAAGUGUUUAUGAAUUUCCUGAACCUUGUCGCGCCUAACUUGUGAGAAAAGUGUGUUCUUUUUUUUGUUAAUAGACGUGUAAGCCAUAAUGUUUCUAUUGAAUGGCGGGAUAUAGGUGUAAUAGGUUAGCAAUAAAAAUUACAGAUGUUUUUUUUGCGCAAAUCUGGAACCUGGUUCCUAUUUGUAUAAGAACAAAUUGAAAUACAUAAUUUUAUAUAAAAUGA
Malaya genurostris is the source of this 1272-nucleotide messenger RNA. It is a transcript of the gene colt, whose product is annotated as congested-like trachea protein. Gene Ontology annotation, molecular function: O-acyl-L-carnitine transmembrane transporter activity. Gene Ontology annotation, cellular component: mitochondrial envelope. The transcript has 2 exons. The record is from RefSeq and is a predicted model, not a curated record. The coding region runs from base 188 to 1093 and encodes 301 amino acids. Gene Ontology annotation, biological process: carnitine transmembrane transport; mitochondrial transport. NCBI's taxonomy places the organism in Eukaryota, Metazoa, Arthropoda, Insecta, Diptera, Culicidae.